Verticillium alfalfae VaMs.102 is the source of this 1542-nucleotide messenger RNA. RefSeq names its product serine/threonine-protein kinase hal4. The transcript is spliced from 2 exons. Gene Ontology annotation, biological process: protein phosphorylation; intracellular monoatomic cation homeostasis; intracellular signal transduction. Gene Ontology annotation, molecular function: protein serine/threonine kinase activity; ATP binding. The record is from RefSeq and is a predicted model, not a curated record. Bases 1 to 1542 code for a protein of 513 amino acids. NCBI's taxonomy places the organism in Eukaryota, Fungi, Ascomycota, Sordariomycetes, Glomerellales, Plectosphaerellaceae.
AUGAACAGCGCACCUCAGUCUAGAGUCGGCUCAGUGUCGAGCUCGAAACCCCCGUCUUUAAAGUCCCACGACGACUCCGUCAAGCGAUCACCGCACAUGAACCCGCAGAACGGCCAAACCAACGGCACCGCCAGUCGGAAUGGUAGUGUCUCGAGCAGCGUCAACGGCAAGACCUCACCUCCUCCCGACGCUCUCCUCCAGCCUGUCGCCCGCCCCACCGUGUCCAUGAAGGACAAGCUCUCCCGCAUGUUCUCCCAUCGUGAAACACCACGGUCAACACCCUCCGUCACGCCACGUCGUGCCAGCUUCGAUGAUGACGCAGCGAGACCAAAGAAGAGCUCGCCGCCGAUACCGCGCAGUACGCCCGCCAACGGCAACGAGAAGGCGAGCGAAAAGUCUGCCCCUGCGGUCAAGCCAAAACCCAAGGAACUGCACCGCUUCAUGCCCGAUGAAGAUGUCCAGGGUGGCCACUCACACCACCUCAAGUCCAGUCGCCGGCAGGAAAAGCUUUCGGAUAUGUGGCGCAUGUUGCUCGGAAAGAAGCAGGAAAUUGCAGAAAACGACCUGUCACUCGUCUCUAAUUGGGUCGAUACGCUGAGGGAUGAGAACCGCGAUGAUGUGGCUGGAGACAGGAAAGGCGGACCCAACGCGUCAGUCUCGCUGACACAAAAGUACGGAAAAUGCCACGAAGUUGUCGGACGUGGCGCCUUUGGCAUUGUGCGCAUCUCUCACAAGAAAGCUGAGAAUGGCGCCGAGAAACUGUUCGCCGUCAAGGAGUUCCGUCGCCGUCCAGAGGAGACGGAGAAGAAGUACAGCAAACGUUUGACAGCCGAGUUCUGCAUUUCGUCGUCCCUGCGACAUCCCAACGUCAUCCACACGCUCGACCUUUUGAAGGACGCCAAGGGCGACUACUGCGAAGUCAUGGAGUUCUGCGCAGGCGGUGACCUGUACACGCUGGUGCUAGCCGCCGGCAAGCUCGAGGUCCAAGAGGCGGACUGCUUCUUCAAGCAAAUGAUGCGCGGCGUGGAAUACCUACACGAGAUGGGCGUCGCCCAUCGUGACCUGAAGCCCGAGAACCUCCUCCUCACCACACGUGGUGGCCUCAAGAUUACUGAUUUCGGCAACGGCGAGUGUUUCCGCAUGGCGUGGGAGACCGACCCCCACAUGGUCUCUGGUCUCUGCGGAUCGGCCCCAUACAUCGCGCCUGAAGAGUACGUGGACAAGGAAUUCGACGCCCGCGCCGUUGACGUUUGGGCAUGUGGUGUCAUUUAUAUGGCCAUGCGGACCGGCCGUCACCUUUGGCGCGUCGCCAGGAAGGACCAGGAUGAGUUUUACGCACGCUAUCUCGCCGGACGCCGUGAUGAAGAGGGGUACGGUCCCAUCGAGUCCUUGCACAGAGUGAGCACCCCCGCCCGCUGUCGGAAUGUCAUCUAUUCGAUCCUAGACCCGAACCCCACGCGGCGUAUCACGGCCUCACAGGUUCUCAAGUCCGAGUGGGGUCGCGAGAUUACCCUCUGCAAGGCCGGCGAGGAAGGUCUGUGA